AGCGCAAGCAUUUGGUGCAUCAGAACACGCGCACGCGCGUCACGGAGCGUAUCCCCCGGGCCGAUCGCGGCCGAUCGCGGCCGCGGCGGCGAUGCCAUCACAGCUGCUCCACGGAGACUUGGCCUCGCCAGCCUCGACACCGCCGCUGGGGGAUGACUUCGCCGAAGAGAUGCGGGACCUGCGAAAUUUCAUCGAGGCGUCCUUCGUCAAGCAAUCCUUGCAUUUCGAAGAGAUCAUGGAAAGCCUACGGCACGAAAGCCUCCGGCAGGCCCCGCAGCCCAAGCGACAACCCACGGCGGUGUCCACAUUGGCCAGGGCCGGCUUUCGGAAAUCCUACUCAACUACGACCUUAGAGACAGAGAUUAUGGACAUGUCUGCAGAUAUUGAAGAUGAGACUGAGACUGCGAUCAUUCGGCCUCCAAAAAGACCUUCCGUGCAUGAAGAGAGGUUUGGUGUGGAGGAGCCAAGCACCCAUAGAGUCAGCGGAGCGCUGCAAGUCCCCGUCUCGGGCACUCGGGAAGGCUCCAAGACCAAUUCCGAUGUCACGGAGGACGAAGUUCAAGAUGCAGACUCGUCGGCCAGCAAAGGCAAAACCGCACGCUUCAGUGACGAACCCAGGCCUGGAGCUCGCACUCCGCGGCCCACCAGUCACAGCCGCAGCAUAUCCGAGGACACCUUUGUGCAGAGCAACAUGCGAAAGACCAUGAAAAGUGCCGAGGCGGCGAUUGAAACCUCCAUCGGCAGCAUGAAGCGCUUCAGUCAGGGUUUGAAUCGAGCCGAUACCCUGGAGAUCGAUGUGAGUGAGAUUUCAAGGUGGAGACAUUUCUGCUUGCGGGUGGUUUCGGCUAACGCCUUCACCAAUUGCAUCAUGCUGCUGAUCCUGGUGAAUUUGGUGCUUUUGGGCGUGGAGAUCCAAGUGGCCACCACACUGGGCCAAUUCGAUGUCCCACGGUGGUUUGGCAUAAUCAAUACCGUCAUCGUGUGCAUCUUCAUUUUGGAAAUCUCUCUGAAGUUCGUUGCCUAUGGAGUGAAGGGACUCCUAUGUGGCAAGGAUGCCUUUUGGAACAACUUGGAUUUCCUGGUGAUUGCAGCCUCCGUCCUCGAGACAGCAGUGGAAAUCUGGGACCUGUCCUUGAGUGCCACCCACGGAACCAGUUCAGCACACCUGCGCAUCAUGCGGACGAUGCGAUUGAUUCGCGCUCUGCGCGGGAUCAGGGUCAUACGACUGCUACGGUAUGUCAGUGCCUUGCGAACCCUGGUGUUCUCCAUCGUCAGCACCACAGGCUCAUUGAUGUGGACCUUGGUGUUGCUCUCUCUCCUCUUUUACAGCUUCGGCGUGAUUCUCACACAAAUAGUCAGUGACCAUUGCAGGUUUGAAGCCAUCCGGAUCACGGAGGACGACAACGCGCUACCCAACUGCAAAGACAUCGACGAGCUUCUCCACAGAUAUUGGAAUGAUGUUCCGGAGAGCGUUUGCACGCUUUUCUUGGCCAUCACUGGUGGUUUGAGUUGGGAUGAUGCCUUUCGACCACUUCGUUUUUCACCUUUGGCGGUUGUCCUUUUGGUGCUGUAUAUCAUCGUGACCGUCUUCGCGGUGUUAAAUGUGGUCACAGGAGUUUUCUGCAACACCGCGAUUGAAAGCGCCCAGUCCGACAAGGACAUCGCCAUUAUGAAGCAAAUGCGCAAGCAUGAUGCUCAGGUUCAGGCCUUGCGGCAUAUCUUCAAAGAGAUUGAUCACGACAAAUCGAUGCAUGUGACUCUGGCAGAGCUGAAGGAAGCUUUGUCAGCCAAGAAGUUGUCGAGCUUCAUGGAGUCCAUGGGCAUUUCCACCCAGGAUGUCAGCACCCUUUUCAUGAUUAUCGAUACGGACAAGAGUGGUAUGAUUGACCUUGAAGAGUUUGUCUCGGGCUGCAUGCAGCUGCAUGGUCCAGCCAAAAGCUUGCAGCUUGCACAGAUGAGCCACGAGAACCGAGUGACUCGCCAGGUCAUCAAACAUUUGGCCAAUUCCAUUUCCUCCAUCAAGAAGCAGAUGAGCUCGGUCCUCGAGUUCUUGGAGGAUCGACCUGUCGGCACUGCUUGUGCUGUUUGAGUUUCGCAGAAUGGCCGGGACUCGGAGUUGACCUGAGGAGUCUCCGUUCCAGGAGCGAGCGUUUUGCAGAGUUGACAUGG
Durusdinium trenchii is the source of this 2169-nucleotide messenger RNA. NCBI's taxonomy places the organism in Eukaryota, Dinophyceae, Suessiales, Symbiodiniaceae. The record is from the annotation of a GenBank genome assembly.